AUGUAUGCCAUUGUACCUGAGGUGUGCAAAAUCAUAUAUCAACAACUUGUACCAAGAUAUGUACGCCAGCCUUCAUCAGCUGAUUUCAAGAGAGUGGCUGAAGAAUUUGUACAAGUAUUACACUUUCCCCACUGUAUAGGAACCAUUGAUGGAAGACAUUAUCCAAUUCGACAACCUAAGCACUCAGGAAAUGCUUAUUACAAUUAUAAAAAAAUUUUUAGCCUGAAUAUGAUGACCAUCUGUGAUGUUCAUCAACGGUUCUUGAUGUUUAAUUUGGGAGGAUAUGGUUCCUUCAAUGAUGCGUUUACCUUCAACAACAGUGAUAUUUGUGAAAUGUUGCAAGAUAAUCAAGCCAUCCCUAUUCCAGAACUGUUACCUAAAUUCAAAUAUUAUGACACCAUAUUAUCUAAUAGGAGAUGGUGGCUUUCCGUUGCAAACGUACUUAAUCAAACCAUUCAUGAAAAUUGCUAA
Trichogramma pretiosum is the source of this 471-nucleotide messenger RNA. RefSeq lists its product as uncharacterized. The record is from RefSeq and is a predicted model, not a curated record. The transcript has 2 exons. NCBI's taxonomy places the organism in Eukaryota, Metazoa, Arthropoda, Insecta, Hymenoptera, Trichogrammatidae. The coding region runs from base 1 to 471 and encodes 156 amino acids.